This is a messenger RNA of Mycetomoellerius zeteki, 767 nucleotides long. RefSeq names its product UPF0545 protein C22orf39 homolog. The transcript has 3 exons. The coding region runs from base 153 to 587 and encodes 144 amino acids. The record is from RefSeq and is a predicted model, not a curated record. NCBI's taxonomy places the organism in Eukaryota, Metazoa, Arthropoda, Insecta, Hymenoptera, Formicidae.
CCAAUUAGCGCGAAGGAAACUUCCAACAGUUGCAAAACAACCGUUCUGCUGAACGCAGCCAUUGUGCUGUAUGUUAAACACGUGUCCGGCGAGUAAAUAGACAACUCUAAUUUUAUGUGUGAUCUAAAAGAUAUUGAUAUAUUUUAGCGAAUAUGAGCGAAUCAAAAAAAGAAGAUAAAACGCCACUCCGCGAUUAUGAGUGGAUGAUUAGACCGUGUAUGGUGUACAAAGAUGAGUAUGACGAUUGUAGCAGUAUAAAGGCUCGUUUCCAUCAAUACUUCAUAUUCGGCGAAACAGUCGACUGCAACCAAUGGAAGACCGAUUAUCACAAUUGCUAUCAAUGGGUAGCGGAAGAGACAUAUGAUGCGCUGAUCAAGAGUGAGAAGCAACGCCGAUAUAACCGAUUGCAUGCACAUUAUCAGAACAACGUCUGGGAGAAGAGGGAGAAACCGCCAGAAAACUGGAGCACUCCUCUACCCGAAUGGAUGCAAAAGAAGUUUGAGAACUCGUAUCUGCAUAUACGAAGCAAAGAGAUGAAGCAGGGCGUAGAGGUAUCUCCUCUCGACACGAGAUGUACUAUAUUGUAACAACAGAUUUCUUAUGUUAUCUUAAGAUUGAACGUAGCUUAUACAUGUAUUUAUUAUUUAAAGUCCAUACAUGUAUUAUUUAAAGUGUGUACAAUAAUACAUAUGUAAAGUUUUGCAGUCUGUGAAUAAAUAUGCGAUCGUGGCAUAUAAGAUUAGAUACCUCACGUUUGCGCCAAACUA